AUAAACUAGAAUGCCUCCCGCGAGCAAUACAAAGGGAAGUGGUGGGGAAGAAGAGCAACGGGCGCAUGUGCGGAAGAAGAAGAAGGAAGAGCAUGUGCGAAAGAAGGCAUGGAAACCAAAAACCAAAACAGGGUGUAUGACGUGCAGGAUUCGAAGAGUGAAAUGCGACGAAGCCAAACCGUACUGUCAUCGCUGUACUUCAACAGGGCGAACAUGCGAAUGGUAUCCGGUGGCGUCCCCAACCCCGCCUCGUGAAGGCAAUACUUCGACGCCGGAAUCACUUAUUGCGGCUUUUCCGGGCUUGAAACUCAGAUCAGAUUCGGAAAAGAAUGCGUUCCAAUUCUUCAAAGCCUAUACCGUCAAGGAGCUUUCCGGAUUCUUUGACUCGGAGUUCUGGCAAUUCGAGAUUCUCCAGGCGUCACAUACAAUUCCAGCUAUCCGGCAUGCUGUCAUGUCCCUGGCGGCUAUGCAUCGCAAAUUCAUCGAGUGCCGCAUGCCGGUGCUACCCAGCGGUACGUCGGAUGAGCAUAUGCGAUUCGCGCUACAACAGUCGACACUAGCCCUUCAAGCACGGGGUAGGACGACUGUCGAUUUGUUGACCAUUAGCAUUCUUUUUUACUGCAUCUCCUGCUUCGAGGGGCAUCAGACUAAAGCAAUUGAACAUCUGCGCAGCGGUCUGAAAAUACUACGGCAGGCUGAUGAGGAGGAAGGCAGGAAUCCACAGCAUUAUGCCAACCAACCCAUCGCGUUAAACACACUACGUUCCAUGUUCGUUGCAUUGGAUGUCGAGGUUCGAGCUCUACUGAGCGUUUCAGCAUUGGCCCAGUGGGAGCCAUUACCAAGGAGUGAACAUAUCCCAGCGCCAGAGAGCUUCAGAACCCUUCUACAGACGAAGCGGUACAUGGAAAGGUUUUACCGCGAGAUUAGGACGUUUAUACAAUCUUCAGAUCUGUAUCGACCGGUGGGACCAGAGGCCAAGCCUUUCAAUGAUCUAAUAGAGGAGUUCAGGAACGAGUUCAACGUAAUGAAUCCACGUCUAGACGCCUUCCUGGAGCAAUGUGCAAGUGACGUAGGUGAAGAGGAACGAGACUCUUACCUUUGGAUCAGGCUAUGGCGAGAACAGAUCAGAUUGCUUCUGAGCUCCUUUCUCGAGUUUGACGAGAACAGUGGAAUCCGCAUGCUUGACUGGCACGUUGACGAGCAUGGCAUGGGAGUCAUUGUAGAUCUGGUGGGCCAACUACUCCGAGCGCCUCCUGGCCUGACGAUACCGUUUGGAGCAGAUCCGCGCGACUACUAUACGUCGUAUGCAGAAGUGGAACACAUGACGCCAAAGAAGUCAAUGCCUUAUGCGCGACCAGUGUUUGCGUCGGGCAGCAACGUCGGUAUCGCCCUGUGGCACGUAGUUUCAAAAGCCAGGUCGUCGCUUCUCAGACGUCGGGCGAUUGCAUUGAUGCUCGAGUUUCCUCGUGGGGAAGGAGUUUGGAACAGCGUAGUAGCAGGGCGGAUCGCUUGGGAGCGAUUGGUUUUGGAAGAGACGGCUUUCGAGGGGCAGCUAGGGGUGUUGAGGGAUAAGAUGAGCGAGCCUCCCGAAUACAUUCCCGACGAGAAUAGGUGUAGAGGAGUGGAGAUCAAUUUUCUGGGUGCACGGCUGCUGAGAGUUGAGUUUUUGAGUGUGAAGCAAUUUGCGCUGAAGCAGCCAGGUAUCACGAAGUACAUAGCGUGGUGAGU
Molecule: messenger RNA, 1728 nt
Organism: Periconia digitata
Lineage: Eukaryota; Fungi; Ascomycota; Dothideomycetes; Pleosporales; Periconiaceae
Source: the annotation of a GenBank genome assembly